Molecule: messenger RNA, 4969 nt
Organism: Sardina pilchardus (European sardine)
Lineage: Eukaryota; Metazoa; Chordata; Actinopteri; Clupeiformes; Clupeidae
Gene: ankrd27
Product: ankyrin repeat domain 27 (VPS9 domain)
Exons: 29
Coding region: 145-3447 (1100 amino acids)
Biological process (GO): early endosome to late endosome transport; neuron projection morphogenesis
Cellular component (GO): neuron projection; early endosome; tubular endosome
Molecular function (GO): SNARE binding; guanyl-nucleotide exchange factor activity
Source: RefSeq, a predicted model, not a curated record
CGCACACACCUCACCAUUUUCAGGCCGGGUGCUGACGUUGAUUCGCAAGAGACUGAUGUUUAUUCUCCUCUUCUGGAAAGCAUUUAAUUUUAUCAUGCGACCUCCGUGUCAAUAACCUAUUUGGACGUCGAGUGUGAGUUCCCUAUGGCUGUGUAUGAUGAGAACCUGCUGAGGAACCCUUUCUACCAGGCGCUAGAGAAGCAGAGGCCAGACCUGUGCAGCCGCGUGGCAGAGGUGCACGGAAUUGUGCUGGUGCCGUGUCAGGGGAGUCUACAUGUCAGCACGUACACAGCAGCCCAGUUUGAGGGGUACGUUCUGCAGCCCGCGGAACAGGGCUACCAGACCCUCGACGGGAAGGAGGUGUCCAUCCAGGACAACCAGGUGACGCUGGGAGCAGGCUUCCAGUGCACUGCCUCCGUGCCCAUCCUCUUCGAGGAGACCUUCUACAACGAGAAGGAGCAGGCCUACAGCAUCCUAUGCAUCGCCCGGCCCCUGGAGGCCCACCAGAGCCCAGUGGACACGAGUGUUGUCCAGACGCAGGGCCAGUACUGUUUGAAGAAUGUGGAGGACGUGAAGGAGUUUCUGGGCCGCCAUGCGGAGCGGCUGGACAAGUUCAUCACCAGCUUCGGCCACAGCUUCAAGGAACAGGAGAGGAAGGGACUACGCUACCACAUAGACUCGGUGAACGCCCUGUACACUAAAUGCCUGCAGUGCUUGCUGAGGGACUCACGCCUGAAAAUGCUCGCCAAACAGGAGCUCCAGAUGACUCUUCUGAAGCAAGCGGUCGAGAUGUACAUACAUCAUGGUAUCCAUGAGUUCAUCUUUAAUUACGUGGGAAGUCUUGAAGCAAGUCAGGACGCUGCGUUUAACAAAACCACGCGAGGCCUGCAGGAUCUGCAGCAGAAAGACCUCGGUAUCAAAUCUGAGUUUAGUAUAAAUAUCCCGCGGGCGAAGCGAGAGCUGAGUCAGCUCAACCGCUGCACGUCUCCCCUGCACAAGCUCCUGUGCCUGAGGAAGGUGGCCCUCACCAUCAUGCAGUCCCCCAGCCCCACAGUGAGCCUGGACGCCAUCUGUGCUGAUGACCUGCUCUCAGUCAUCCUGUAUCUGCUGGUGAAAACAGAAAUCCCAAACUGGAUGGCCAAUCUGAGCUACAUCAAGAACUUCCACUUCUGCAACUCCAGCAAGGAUGACCUGAGCUACUGCCUGACCUCCUUUGAGGCGGCCGUGGAGUACAUCAGCCAGGGCAACCUCAGCCAGGGCCUCACGGGGCCUGGAGAUCUCAAUAACCAGCUGUUCAUCCGGCAGAAGAUGAGUCUGCUCUCUCAGAACGCUGCUACCGCCAUAGACCACCUGUUUGAGCACGUUGCCAGUGGUAACGAGGUGGAGGUGCAGCGUCUGCUGAGCGAGAGCGAGAGCGAGGAGGACGGUGUCCAGAUGUGCCACCCGCUCUGCUCCUGCGACCGCUGCGAGCUCCGCCUGUCAGGGAGACUGAAUGACCCCUCCAUCAUCACCCCUUUCUCCCGAGAUGACCGCGGCUACACCCCUCUCCAUGUUGCUGCUUUCUGCGGUCAGUCCUCGCUGAUCGAUCUGCUGGUGUCCAAGGGGGCGGUGGUCAACGCCACGGACUACCAUGCGCUCACCCCCCUACACCUCUCCUGCCAGAAGGGCUACCAAGGAGUUACGCUGCUGCUUUUGCACUACAAGGCCAACACGGACGCUCAGGACAAUAACGGGAACACCCCGCUACACCUGGCCUGCAUGCACGGCCACGAGGACUGUGUUAAGGCGCUGGUGUACUACGACCUGCACACCUGCCGCCUGAACAUCCAGAACGACAAAAGGGACACUCCGCUGCACAUGGCGGCACGCUGGGGCUACGAGGGCAUCAUCCAGGUGCUGCUGGAGAACGGAGCCUCCACCGCCAUCCUGAACAAGGCCAAGGACACGCCACUCCAGUGUGCACUCAACUCCAAGAUCCUGGCCCUGCUGGAACACACAUACAACGGCAGCCAGAGGAAGGACGGCAGCAUGGAGUCUCCUAGUCGCUCUCCUCAGCCGUCGGACUGCAGUAGCCGGCGCUCGUCCAUCUCCAGCUCCUCGUCUCUGAGUACGGAGCCCCGGCCAGAGCCGGACCGCACGCGGGACCGAGAGGUGGAGAAGCUGCUGAGAGCUGUAGCAGACGGGGACGUGGAGAUGGUGCGCUACCUGCUGGAGUGGCUGGAUGAGGAGCCGGAGGAGGAUGAGCCGGCUGUGCCCCCAGUCCAGACGGAGCUGUGCCACCCCUUAUGUCAGUGCCCACAGUGUGAACCCACACAGAAGAAGCUGGUGAGCCUGCAGAGUAAUGGCGUGGGUGUGAACAGCAGCAGUGCGGACGGCUUCACUCCGCUGCAUGUUGCCGCGCUGCACGGGCGCGGUGCCCUGGUCUCCCUGCUCACCCGCCACGGUGCCAACAUCAACGCCCGCAACAGCCAGGGCGCCACGCCGCUCCACCUGGCCUGCCAGAACAGCCAUGCACAGGUCAUCGCCGCACUGCUGGAGUGCAACGCCAAGGUCAACAAGAGGGACCAGUACGGCAACACGGCCCUCCUCCACGCCUGCCUGAAGGGACACCUGGACACGGCCGCCGUCCUGCUCAAGAGCUGCGCGUCCGUCAACCUGGUGAAUAACCAUGGCAACACUGCGCUGCACGAGGCGGUGCGCGGGGGACACCAGGCGCUGGUGGAGCUGCUCCUCCAGGAGGGGGCGCUGGUGCACCUGAGGAACAAGAGGCAGAGGACCCCGCUGGACUGCGCACAGGAGGUGGGGGGCAAGAGCACAGAGAUCCUGAAGAUGCUGCAGAGAGCUGCAGGCCACGCCCCUGAAGUUGCGGACCCAGGAAAACUGCCCAAGGGAACUCUGGCGCACUCAUUGGUGCACAGACUGAAACAGCAAGAGGAUGCCAACAACAAGAGACUAGACUUGCUUCAGUCCUUACAGAGCAGGACUCCCACGGCUGUGUCCCUGGACCGGACCAGAUCCAUCAUCAACUCCCCUCUCCUAAGCAGGGCGCCCGACAGGAGGAGGCUGCAGCGGGGGGAGACGGUGGAGACCAGCACCCCAACGGUCACGGGCGCCCCGGACCUCGGCCACCGCAGCCAGUCCUCCACCCCCCCACCGGACAACGGCACCAGCAGGAGCAGCCUCACCCGCAGCCACACCGUCCACCAAGACCUCUCCACGGACCCCUCUCUGCCUGGCCACCCAAGCCCCACUCCUGCCCACCUCUCUGAAGCGUCACCUGACCAGUCACAUGACCAGUCACAUGAGCCCCCGCUGGACCCUCCGCAGGUCAACGGGGACACGAGGGAGGCCGAGGAGGAGGAGGAGGAGGAGGAGGAGGAGGUGCAGCACAGGACCAAUGGGUCCCCAGAGACACAAGCAGCGUUAAAGGAAAUGGAUGACCUUUGACCCCUAAAUGACUGGGAGAGCCGUUUGAGCCCUCUGCCCCCUCUUAGUGCUCUGGUGUGAGACUGAUCUGAGAGGACCUGCCCUGGCUGCAGCGCUCUAGGGAGAGGUGCAUGAAGUUCACCUGAUGGAGUAGGAUGCCACAGGGGCCCAUCACGAGUACUGGUCUGGGCUUAAGUGAUUAACACUGAGCACCGAAGGGAUUUCCAUACUAAGUAAUGGGCAAGAGGGUAGCAUAUGAGAGAGAGAGAGAUGGAGAGAGAGAUGGAGAGAGAGAUGGAGAGAGAGAUGGAGAGAGAGAUGGAGAGAGAGAUGGAGAGUGAGACAGAGAGAGUGAGACAGAGACAGGCAGAGAGAGAGAGACUGGGAAGAGGACUUGACAGAGGGCUUCACUUUGUGCACUUUUGAGUUCCAACUGUUUCAUCAUAUCGCCACAAGUUGAAAAGGGAAAUGUUCUUGGAAAAUCAGUAUUUGUGUCUUUAUUUUUGAUAACACUAGCCAAGCAAAACUUGUUAACUCCAAGGACAGACCUGACUAUAGUAUCAUUCUGGGAGUCGGAAUACUUGAUCGGUCUUACCGUGUAAUUUGCACAUGCAUCUGAGUGUUUCUUAUUAGUUGAUUUGAAUUUAAAAAACUGUUCUUGCUAUUAGUUUUCUUGUUAACACUUAGGUUGAGUUGAGAACCCUCAGGAGUUCCUUGGUGAUGAUGUUUCUAGAAGUAAACUGCUAUGCAUUUUCUUCCCGGAGGAUUAGAAUGUAAUCCUUGUCUUCGCGUUCAUUUUAAAAUGUAAUUUAUUUCCGUCUCAGCAUUUUGUCUUCGGCUGUAACUGUAACAGUUCUGUUCCUGUUGUGCAUCGUUUUCAUCUUCAUCAAGAUAGCGAUGUCUCAGCGCACACCUGUUCCUAGUGACACCUUCUGACAGGUGGAGUCAUCUCCACCACUUUGUUGCCACGGCCACCACUAUGACGUGCUUUGUUCCUCAAGAAAGACCAUUUUAACACCGAGCUGGAAGCAGUAGACUUAACCACAUAAAAAAACAGUAAUCCCAGUGGUGCAAGCUUGCGUUGCAUGCACAUAAAUUGUCAUUAUUUCAUAAUGGCUGGAUUUUGAGUUUUUUUGGGUCUUGCAAGCCGUUGUUAUCUGGAUAGAUAAGCACACAAUGAUUGGGCUGAAAACAUCUGCACAACAUGUUUUACUGAGUAUAAUGUAAUAUCAGAUUUGAGAAGAGCGGGAACAAGGACCUGAACAACACACCAUCUUACCGUUGCACUCACUGACGUAAAAAGUCUUAUUAAUGUACUUGCCGUACUGUAGUAGUUCUCCUACUCUAGCAGAAAAGAUAGACUUAAUUCCAAUACAAGAUCUCUCAACUUGAUGUCCUGAUUUGUUGUGUCCUGGUGUUUAUUUGCAUCUUCAUAGGUUUUUGCUGGUCUAGAAAAACUUGCCGGAGUUUCCAACUUUACUGCUCACUGUUGUGUUCCCUUGCAGCUUCACAGAAACACAAUAAAGAUGUGCUUUCACCAUGA